CCCCCCCCCCGCCCCGUCCCUCUCCCUCUCCCCGUCCCUCCCCCCCGCCCCCCGCUCCCCUCGACCCGGCCACCAUGAACACCAACGUGUGCGUGGAGAGCGGCCCCAACCCCGAGGCGCCGGGGCUGCCCAAGGACAGCCACCUGCCCGAGGGGGCCCUCAACAGCCUUGUGGAUUACAACUCGGAGAUGGAGAGGUACCGCUCCUUCGCCACCUUCUACAAGACCAACGGCGGCGCCUUCCCCCAGGCGGCCAAGAUCGCCCGCAUCACCACCCCCAUCUUCCCCAGCGCCGCCGCCGCCGCCGCCGCCCGCAUCGGCAUGUCCCCCUGGAACUGCGACACCGCCACGGCCGCCGCCGCCACCGCCAUGCUCUGGGGCAGCGGCGGCGGCGGCGGCGGCGGCGGCGCGGCGGGCGGCGCGAGGAAGCCCUCCUCCGCCGCCGCCGCCGCCGCCGCCUCCGCCUCCGCGGCCGCCGCCGCCGCCGCCUCCUCGCUGCACGCCGGCAGGGGCGGCAUGCACCACCGGAGCGACUCGCAGCGGCUGGGCAAGCCCGGCUGCCCGCCGGCCGAGCAGCCCGCCCUGCCCAUGGCGAACGGCAACUUCCUCUCCACCCUCUCCCCCGAGCACUGCCGGCCGCUGGCCGGCGAGUGCAUGAACAAGCUCAAGUGCGGCGCCGCCGAAGCCGAGAUCAUGAACCUCCCCGAGCGCGUCGGCACCUUCUCGGCCAUCCCGGCGCUGGGCGGCCUCUCCCUGCCCCCCGGGGUCAUCGUCAUGACGGCCCUGCACUCCCCCGCCGCGGCCUCGGCCGCCGUCACAGACAGCGCCUUCCAGAUCGCCAACCUGGCGGACUGCCCGCAGAGCCACGCCUCGGCCUCGCCCGCCUCCGCCCUGGGCGCCGCCGCCGGCGCGGGGGGCGGCGGAGGCGGCGGGGGCGGCGGCGGCGGAGGGGGGGCCGGCGGCGGCGGCGGCGGGGCCGGGGCCGGGGCGGGCAACCCCGCCAAGAAGAAGCGGAAACGCUGCGGGGUGUGCGUGCCCUGCAAGCGGCUCAUCAACUGUGGAGUCUGCAGCAGUUGCAGGAACCGCAAAACGGGACACCAGAUCUGCAAAUUUAGGAAAUGUGAAGAGCUUAAGAAAAAACCGGGCACUUCGCUAGAGGUCAGAGGAGAUGAUUUCUUUUUCCCCAGCCUCCCGCCGUCCCUCCUCAACCCCCUACCCCCCCCCCUCCAGUGCUUCUUGUCUAGCUUCAAGAUGCAGCAUCCCUUUUCCGAGGCCUCCUUCAGGCUCUGAGGGUGCCCCCCGCCGCGGGCGCGGCCCCCCGCGGCGCUGCCCCGCCGCCCGCCCCCUCUCCGCCCCGCCGGGAAGAGAAACGCCGCCCCCCGCGGCGCCCCGCCGAGCUGGGCGACGGCCGCGGCCGCCGGCCCCGCCAGCCGGCCCCGCCGGGGAGGGACGGAGAGCCGCCCCCGCGGGAGACCACCCCCCCCCCCCCCCCGCCGCGGGCCGCAGCGCCCAGCCUUCCAGAGCCGGAGGCCGGCCGGGGGGCGCCGGCCCCCUCCCCGCCAGCCCGUGGCCGUUACGAGACGCUGCUCGCCUGGUUUACCUGCCGUGCUAUUUCUCUGUCAGACUGCUGGCUGUCCCUGGUUUCUUUUUCAUCUUCUUUUUCUUUUUUUUCUUUUUUUUUAACGGCGGUCGUGACGAUUCGGGGCGGUUUGUAGGGACGGGGAGGUGGGAAAGGGAAAGUUUUAGCUGAACGCCUAGCUCCCGCCGUCGGAAGUUCAGGGGAAAGUAAUGGCGAGUUCAUCUCCAGGUUGGCUGGUAGCAGUUUGUCCAGGACAGCCGACUGGCUGUAGAGCCCGCCGGUGGUCGGUGAAACGUGCCCAAGUAAUCUCUUUGGCAAUAUCUUUUACGAAAUAACCCGCUCGUGGUGUAUAAAACACAAUGGAAAAAUAGCAGAGGAGUUCUCUCCCAGAAGAGGUGGGAUGAGGGAUUCCAGGGAAAAGGCUGCACCAAAAGCCCGUUCAUUUGGUCUGCGUUAAAUAAAUGGAGAUAAUGGCAUUGGUAUUGAUACUGCCAUGGGACAAAAGCAACAUUUCGGGGUUUAACUGACAUCUGGCUGAUACCAUUAACUCUUUCCUGACCAGCCUCAUCAAACCAACUAAUUAAUUCCUCCCUGCAAGAGUCAACUGUCCUUGCUGAAAGUUUGAUUUGUAGCUCUGCAUCCUCUUAGCUCUUUUUCGUGAAUGUAUGGUGACCCAGCAUCACUAACGCAAAAACCAGGAUGGACUUGCUAGGUGCCAGAAACUAGAUUGGGUUUUCAACUCUUGUUUUGCUCAAUAACAUGCCUUUGUUCGUUUUGUUGCAAGUUCACAAAGAAGAUACUUAAUGCCCUGGUCUGUUAAUGAUGGAUUAUAAUGCUGAGUACAGCCGAAAAGAGGCUUCUCUGAACCAGAGACGUGGAGAGUCCCCCCCCCGUGCCACCCAGCUCCAGGGGUGCCUUUGUGUGCCAGGUUCCCUCAUUAGGCUUGCAAACCAGGAUGCUGCUGGGAUUUAAUGUUUGUGAUAAAUGAUAGGUUCUGAUGGCUUAUCGAUUCAUGCAGAAAGUGAGCUAUCUCUGGAAGAAACGAAUUUGUACGUUAUCAGAUCUUCCUAUGGGUGUGUGUGCAUCUCUGAGCACGUUUCCAGAACUUCCUUGCUCCUGACAGAGGUGUUCAACAGCCUUAAAAACUGCUCAGGCGUGUUAUGAGAAUGCCGCCCGUUAAAAUUGUUUAACCACUGUGACUAGUAAAAACCGUGGUUUUAUUAGCCACUUGUGUACUCUCAUAACCACCUGCCUUCACUUCUUUUCUUCAUUUUGUCUCUCCCCCAACUUGCUCGCUCUCUCCUGUUUGUGCUCUGUCAGAUACAUAAACACAAAAGCUCCUCUGCUGCUGUACCGUGACUCGAAGGAAACGGGUUUCUCUUCCCAGCUGUGGAGAUGUCAGUGAGGCAUCACUUCUCUGCAGGUCGUGGCCCAUCACAAAGUUUUGUCACGGGAUGUGGCUCAUUUCUUUACAGAAAUGUGGUUUGUCAGUAGGGGAGGAAGAGUGCCCAACCUGAGUAACCUUCUUACAUGGUUGUUUUUCUUAUGCCUUCUUCCUUUUCUUCUUCUUUUCUUUUCAAUUUAAAUUAACUAAUAAAGAGUGACGGCAGGGCUGCCUAGAGCACAUGUGCAGCAGCAGCGUGCUGGCUGUAUGGCCACCAGCUGGAAGGGUGUUGGAGAGUGACAGGGCCUACAUGAGGGCACUGCAGCGGCAGGAGCAGCGGUGGCUGCGGUGGCUGCAGGUGGGCGAGGGCAGCCUCCCUGCGGAGCGAGAUUCUGGGGCUCGUUUGGGCUGCGCUCUCGGGGAAGCAACAGCUCUGCGUGGGUGAUCCCCCGUCACCUCUGUAGGCAUGGUCUCAAGGAAACGCGGCAAGGAUGGAGGGGCUCUCAUUCCACUACACGCUUGUAAGAUUUGUGAAAAUGGUGCUCGACAGUGGCUGCAAGUUGCGGAGAUGAUUCAAGGCAGGAGGCGGAACUGUGUUUAAAAACGGAAUAAACGAAAAAUGAGAAUAAUAACAAUAAACAGUAAGCUGGCUGAUCCCACGGAAACCAUUUCUCUCUUUUGCCUUUAAAUCUCUUCUUCUGCUGGUGCAAUGAAGGCAUAGGAUAUAACUCUCAAGGUUAGUACACGGAGUUGAAGACAGAUUCACAUGAAUGCUUUCCAGUCCCUGACCCUUGCAUUUUUAAUGGAAUGCUUCCCUCCCAGCAUUUUUUUUUUAAAGGCUUGAAUUAUUUUUUUCCUAUUUUUUCUUGUACUAUUUCCACCUUAAAAGUGUCCCAAUGCUCUAGUAUUUUUCAUAGAAUGUUAUUAUUACUAGGAAAUUUUAUGUACGGUAAUAAUAAAUCUAUAAAAAUAAGAUUGACGUCACGUUGCACGCUGCCUACUUGUGUAUGUAUAUUCUAUGUUCAUUCAGAUUUACAGUCGGUUUAAAGAGACAUAAUCUUUAUUUACCCAUAGAGACUACUUAUUUUCCUCUGAUUGGUAUAUGCGUCUAUAACUUCUGCUGCAUGUUAUGAAGAUUAGGAGCCUCACGUUACUUUACAUCCCCCUCUCUUUGAAGGAAACCAUCCCGAUUCAGCGUAUGAAUCUCAGUUGCCCCGCUCCUUGCUUUCAUUAGUGUGGCAGCAAAGUCAGGCAGAGGGGCUGACUCGCAUUGGCAGGGUCUGAAGGGUUCGGCCCAAAUGUGAAAUAUCUGCUGUUUGGGCAUGCUGUCAUCAUAGCCAGUGCCACUCGCUUCAUUUGUAACAGCCGCGCUAAUUGAUACGUGUGCUAUUAAAGUAAACGUUUGCAUACCGACCUGAAAUAGUAAAUACCAGCAUCCAAAUCCGAGGCACCUCGCUGAGUCGCAAUUCAAGCCAGCGGGAGUUUGAGAUGGCCUUCGCCGGGGAUAGGGUUGUGAUGAUUGAUUUCAGCAGGAACGGCAUCUGAUCCUGAAAAUCUUAACACCAUAUGGCAUUGCCACGGGGGAGAGAGGCUGCGCUGGCAACCUCCGAACUUGCACUUCGUGUUGUGGUAGUGCGUGAGCACUGUUAAGGGAAGACUGCUGAGCUCUGUGGAUAGGGGUCAAUUAGUAUGGGCCUCAGAGGAAGCAAUUUCCCUGCCGUCUAUCUAGCUUUAAAUUACAUGCAUAAGUUAAGCGACGGCACGAUGGAAUUGAGUAGCGUGAGGGAGAACUGAAAAGCUUGAUAAGGAGCAGGCAGCUAACACCAUGCAAGUGGCUAACUGGAAGGUGGAAAGACCACCUUGUAGCCUGCGUUGCUGUUCUCCGCUGCAGUGUUGCUGUAUGGCAGUGUUUCUCACCUCCCUGCUGCUGCCUCGUAGCCCUCCAUCUGGCCGAGGUUCCCCACGUGUUAAACACUGUGCAAGCGGGCAAAAAAGCAGUUCCUGUCCCCGGGCGUUUACAGCUGGAGCAAGAACCGCAGCCUGUCCCAAGUGCAAUUCAUGUUGCCUAUUGGCUGUAAAGCCCUGAUCGGCCCUGAAUGCCGGUUUUCUCCUCUCUCUUCCUCGUGCGUGCCCGUUGCGCUCUGCCAGGGUGCUCUUAUUUUCCCCUUCACCCUGAGGGUGCCUGGUGCUGGAACUGCCUGCUGGCACCCCAAGAGAGCCCUUGCCGGGUGACUGCGGUGGUCUCGCUCGGGGCUCCCAACACGGCGCACGGUCCCUCCCGCGGUGAUGGUAUUGGCAGGGAGCGAGGGAGGCAAGAGGCAGGACGAGAUUUGACCUUUGUUGACCAUUUUGCAAUGGGUCUUGUCACUUUCAUCCGGAUUGUAAGUGUCUGGGGUAAACAUACAUUCCGCGACAAGUUUUCCUUUUGACCUCUGGAGGUUCUUGGGGAAAACACAAGGCCUCCUGCUGCCACCUCCGGCAGAGACCAGAGCAGCCGCAGGCGUCUUUCCUCACCGGCGCACGAUCUCUGCCGCUUGGGAGUCUCAUUGAAGCUAUUUGACCUUCUGUGUUAGGAUCACGUCUUGCAAGGCGGGAAUGCAUUGCGGUUGGUGGCAGACAUGGGCUUGAGGAGGGCCUUGAGAGCCCAGCGGAGUUGAGCUUUUGGUCUCCUUACAGUUCUGGCAAAUUACUGAGCGCAAGGGAUAGCCUCUGAAAUUGAGUUGGAUGUCAUCUGUUUUACUGUUUCGUAUGUUGUUUUUUCCUUUUCCUCAUGUGAUACUUACUUACAAAGCAAAGGAAGUGCCCAAACCCCAUGAUGUUAGCAUUCAGUUUAGAAUAUAUGUGAUAUAAACUGCUGUUUGAUACAGCGUAAUUUGUUAAAGGGGGGCAAAAGCGAAGUUUCUCCUGCCUAAGGAAACCUCUGAGUGGUGGGAUUUGGUACUGAACUGAACAGAAUUUCAAGGAAUUCAGCAAACUUGUAGGCCAGUCAAGGGCUUAACAGCCUCUUUCAUAGAAACACUGCUUUCUACUUGCAUUGGAAGUUGCUUGCUUUAAAUCGUUGAACUACGAUUGUUUGCCAGUGAAAUUGUCCGUAUGGUAAAAGAGGUUAACUGGUUGUGGUGGUUCCGCAUUUUGAUUGCACUGAAUAGUUCCUUGCACAUUUUUCUAAGUACUAAUACAGGUUAUACAGUUGGGGUGUCAGGAUUCUGCGCCAGGCUUUGGAUUUUAGUGUCGUGACUGAUCGGUUAGUCUAAUUUUUUAAGCUGACAUAAUGAAAUCUCUGCGUAUUGUUUAGGCUGGACAAGUUGCAUGUGUUGUGAGAAAGAUGAUGAAUGAAGCCAGUUUUUUUUCCUAGAGUAGUAAUUAGCAUAAUAAGUACUUUUUUCCUUUUUUUUUUUUUUUUCCCCCCAAAUUGGCUAAGUCACUUUGGACUACGUAUGUCAGUUGAAGGUGGACAGAACCAUCAUGACUUGGACUCCUAUGCCAGCUACAGCACAUUUGGAAAAUCUUAGCAGUUCUCUGUUUGUACAAAAUGUUGCGGGCUAUACACAUCAUGCCUUAUUCAUAUAGGGAGACAUGUUCGAGCUGGUAGAUAUGUGAAUAUCACGUUAUAUACUGCCAGUUGGGGGUGGGUAACAGUAAGUAACAGUCUCAAUUUUUGUCUGCCUGUUCAUAUUACUGGUUUUUUGGGCUACUUUCCAUGCAAUUCUGUUUGCCAGGUGGACACCUAACACCUUUACUGAAGUCAGGGAAGACCUUGCUCACUUGGAGGAUGAAUUAGCAUGUCAGAAAGCAGUCCCUUUUGAAGAGCAACAUCUUAAUAUUGCAUUUUUGGUUUCAAAAGAAAUGUGGUCUAAACAAAAGGUAGAUAUUAAUUUCUGUAUGCUGUGUCAUGCAUUUGAUGCAUAACAAUGACUGAGAACAGGUCCUUUCCAAAUAUCCUAAAAAUUUGGAUCUAUAAAAAGAAAACUAGUAGUCUUCUGACUCUUAACAUGCAUGGUUUUUAAGGGUUAGGCUUGGUGAAAUAUUUCUAAGCAGGCAAACCUAGAAUGUACACCUUAAAGUCUCAUCAAAUACGGCAUAAUCCUUUCGAUUGCUGGUUGCAAUGGGAAGCGGCUGCUGAUUGCGUAGGGAAAGGCUUUAAAGCCGAAAGCUUUUCAGAUGUACCCAAGUGAGUUAGGAGCAAUAAGAAAGUAACUCGUGUCAGUGUAACAAAGUCCCUGGGACUUGGCCUCGGUUGCUAACAAUUCCUGAGUUACUGACUGUGUGCUUAAAAAUUGCCAGCAGAUACCAUGUUUUCUGAGGAGUACCACCAUCUGAAGAGAGCAUUUCUCUGCUUCUGUAGCGUCUGUAUUUUUUGAUAGCUCAUCUACUUUGAAUGAUCGUACUGAACCACAGUGUCUUGAAGCAUGCGGUUUCGUUUGACGCUUUUUUGCUAUUUGGGAGCCCAGCCUGCUGUGUCUGUCUUCUCUCUUCUUUUGGGUACCUUUAUUGUUUUCCACAGUUGUAUCUUGUUCAGUCACAUGCAAACACCUGUCCUGAAAUUGAAUUACUCUGCGGCGUAAUCUGAAGUCAUCCCCCAUUUCAGCAUCCUGCGCUUUCUGUUGUGUGUUGAGUUAUGUUGCACCAUACUUUAGAUGCGACAGCCAUUUAAUAAUGUUGAAGCCUUAGCUCUGCAGGGGCUAAAAAGAUCCCAGCAGGCUUGUUAACUUCUACUCUCAGACAUUAUGGGAAAUAUUUUCUCCUCCCUGGAACUCCUAGGCAUCCUCUUAAUUAACACUAUAAAAAUCAAUAGCCAGGUAUGCGUGAAGCCUGUUGAAUUUUUUUGCCGUUUUCCAGAGUUUCUCUGUUCCUUCCUAUUUAACCAGACACUCCAGUGCCAAGUGAGAUAUGAGAACGUAAAAGGGAUAAAGGCAGCUUGGGUCAUGCUAGAUACUGCGUUCUUGGCGGGCAGCAAGCUCAUCAAAUGCCUUUCCCUUACUCACCAUAGGGUGUUAUUCUUUCCCCUGCUCUACUCCAUAUUUUCCUUUAUCUCAGUCUCUGAAGUGUUGGACAUUUUAAAACAUUGCACCUUUCCUGUCUCAGGACAGCAUUCCUUUCAGUUCCAGACUGCUGUGGCCAUGGUCUCUGUUGUACCUCUCUAUAGGAUCCCCAUUGGCUGGUAUCAGACUUCAUUUGAGUAGGAGUUAUUUGUACAGAGAUGAGAGAGAUUAUUCAGUGGUUUAGGAAGUGGAGAAGCAGUAUUAAAAUUUGAGGUGGAGGGAGGAACUCAACAAACACUGGAAAAUGAUGGGAAAUCCUAGGGAGUUCAGGAUGGAUAUCACUUAAGAUGAGAACAGAGGAGGAGGAAAGAAGAACUGCAGAGUGCUCAAACAGAAAAGGACGCAAAGUGGUUGAGGGCUGGUUAUCACGUGCAAAGCCUCGGUGGGGGGGGGUGCCUGCUCCUCCGUAGGAGUGACUCGGUUACCGUGGGGCAGACCGACCGAGCAGCGGGGCCGAUCUGCUGACAGGAAGGGUAUGAUGGUAGUGCUGAAGAUGACAGUGAGAUCUCUCCUGGUGGGAAGAGCGUGGAAUCUGUCUGCUGCUAUGAGCAGGAGGUUUGCCAUUAGUAAUUCAGGUGAGGCAGUUGAAGAGCUCACUAGUAACCAUCUUCCCAACACUUCUAUGGGCAAAGGCCAAGGCUUCAUACAGCAGAAGGGGACCUUGAUGAGCGUAAGCAGGGCUUUCUGAGUGCUGUUGUUGACAGGGUAAUCCAGUUUCUUUAAUUCAUUUUUUUAAAUUGACUAGAAUUUAUGGAGAGAAUUUGGGUAUUGGGGUGAGCAUGUGGUAUGGGAGGAGUCGUAUGAGCCGAACAAGUUGUUCAAGAGCUAAGGAAAUGAUAAAGGCAUACAUCCAGACAAGCUGACAAAUGUGAAAGAGGGAGGGGAUGCUUGCAAAUGAAAGGCUGAAAAUGAUGAUUUGUUGCACAAGGACUGCUUGGGCUCAGAGGUUUCUUUGGUGGUUUGUACUGCGUGUCCUAGGGAGGCUGGAGCAUGCUGACAGCACGUCAGUCUGCACUACGUUAACACAACGAAUUUGCUCCAUCGUCGUGAAAGAAAUCCCCCAAAACAACUGUGGUUCAGUAACAUCCAUCCUUCUGCACAUCCUAACUGCUGGGUGGGGACGUGGAGGUGGUGCAGCAACCUUGGCAGUUACAGGCUGGGAAGAGAACUGAAGAGCUCUGGCCACCUGUGUAGAAGGUACGGGGAGGGCAGAGCGUGAUUGUUGUGGUGCAGUUAAAGAGGUCAGAAAUGGAAAAGGAGAGGGAAGGAGUAUAUGUUGUUAAAUACGUGAUCUCCAAAGUGUGUGGUAUUGGUCAAGCAAAGGCUGUUGGUUUUAGAGCGAGCAAAAGAGGAGAAAAUAUAUUUGGAAGAGUCAUGGGUUUGAAUAGCUAGCCACCAGGGAGUGGGUGAGAGAGGACUCGGUGACACAAGCUUAGUAACCUGUUCCCCCUAAAUCACCAGUUCAUCUGGGCUCUGUGAGGCAGAGAUCACAGUUGGCUGGUUGCUUGGAAGCUGAUGUAAAAUAAAUUGGAGGUCAAAGUCCAGUGGAGGUGACAGUGUCAUGAAAAUAAUCACUGAGAUGGGUCUUAAUUGUCGUCCUUGAAAAUUUCAGAAGACGUUCCCGGGAAUGAAUGGGGUUCAGAGCCAUUUGCAAUCUUUUAAUGUUUUCCCCUCCAGUCGGGAAUUGUGGUGACCUGCUGUAUAAGAGUUUGUGUUGCUGCUCCUCUCCCUGCAUCUAAUCGGACAAUAUGUGUUGCUCACUGGCUGUGAGAGAGCCAAGCUGGUGCUUGUAAUGAGUCUUAGGCAUUGGCUGGAAAUCCUCCCUCAGCCCAGGUAGCAGAGUACUACUGCAUUUGAGUGAAUUUCUUUUUUUUUUUUUUUUUUUUUUUGCAAGUGUUGCAGAAAAAGAAACAAGCAAGCAGAGGUCGAGCAUUUAAUGGAUAUAUUUUUCACUGGCUCUUUUCUCAACAGCGUAUGAAGAAUCCCAAAGGACAGAAGCAGUUAGCUAACCAAUGAGGCAUCAUAGCUGAUUUUAGGUUCCAUGCAGGAGAAAAAGAUGCUGAAGCCCCAGCAGCUCUAGGGGAAAGAGAUUUAAAUGUAGGUUUGGUCCUGAGAAACGUGCCUCCCCUCUGCUUGGAGACCAGUCCGUAAGAGAUUACUGUACCCCAGAGCAGCAGUUUGGAGGAUGAUAGAGAUGUCAGCCUGUGAGUGCAAAGACUUGUACCACUGGAUGACGAACCAGCAGGGAUUUCUCAUUAAUGGAAUGAAUGUUAACAAGAAUAAUUCUGUUUUGUGAGCUUGUGUGUGUGUGGAGGAUAAAUGAUAGGGACUGAUGGAUGGUCUUCACAGAGAUUUGAUUAGGGAGAAGGUGAAUGGCAGUGUGUGUGUGAGACAGGGGGAGGUGUAUGCACGUGGUGCAUCCAUUGCAGAAGGCAGGCACACUGCUAGUUGAUAAUGUCUGACAGAGGAGACUCAGCAGAAGUAGCCAGGCGAGUCCUAGGUGAAAGCAGAAGCUGAGCAGUGGUGUGGAUAUUUCAUUUUUUGUUUUUUGCAUUGUAGGGUCUUGGGUUUUAUGUUGCAUGGUGGUAACAAACCUGUAUCCAAGAAUUUCUCUAUAAAACUUUUCUCAGCAACAGAGGUUUCUGCUUUAUGCUAAUAAAAUGUUUGGCUAUUUGAUACUAAUUCCCCCAGUCAGUAUGGGAGCACUGAGUGACAGCUUUUCUGACCUGCUUAGCAUCAGUCUUGGCUCUGAAGUAACACUGUGUUAGAGCUUGUACGAGCCCUUCCUGUCCCUGAAAAAGCAGGAGACAGGCCAGACCUACUGGUUGAGAGGCUGGGCAGGGAGAACCAACAGGAACAAUCCCUCAUCCUGCCUGAGGCCUUCAGAUGCCGCUGGAAUGCAAAUAAUAAAUUAAAAAAAGCAAAAUAGUCACAUAAGCUGAAUAGGCACUCUAGCAGGCUUAGCAGCUCCAUCCUCAGGUGCAGGAAUAGCUGAAAAACUGAAGGAACUGCAAGAACUGCUCAAGAGGGAUGUAGAAACAGGGAAAGAAAUGUGAAUCCCUUUGGCAGUGAGAUAUGAGAGACCCCUAACCUGAAAACCCAAACCUCCGAUGUCUUCCCUGCUGCCUGUGCCAGAAAGCCUUUAGGAGCUCCCGUCUGAGGCCGGAGCACGGCCAGCUGGAACGCGGCUGCAGGGUAGCAGACGGCAGAAGGAGUUCCCGACCCCAGCUUGCCCGGCGCUGCCAGCCCCGCACGUGGGGUGCCAGGCACGGGGAAGCCGGCGGCCAAGCCAGCUGCUCCCCUCGGGAGCGAGCGGGACGGCAAAGGUGGAGACUUGGCUCCGUCCCUCGGCUUGCUGGCCAAAAGAGCUGCGCUUGGCACAAGGGAGGGAGUGUGCUGGAAGGCGACCGCAGCCAAUUACUCCCAGCCUGGGAGGGAAGGGGAGAGGAGAUUUGUUCCUUUCCAGGGCUCUGCCUGCAUCCUGGGGCGACGCUUGUGGCUGCCAGCCUCAGUGCGAGCAAUGCUUAGCGGCUCGAGGUGGCUCCUCAGGGAUUUCAAGGCCGAUGGUGGAGCAUGUGAGCGGCUCCGCUGAAAGCUAGCGUGGCUGCUCUUCGCUGUAGGUGCUCGCCGGCACGGAGAGGGGCUCCGUCACUACCAUUUCCUGGGACUGAGCUGUUUUUCUUUGACAGCAUUAGUCUGAAUUCCUUAUGAUUUCUGAUCUGUAUUUGCCAUCUGUUUUCCCCAAUGGUGUUACGCAUUUUUUCAGAUCAAAAAAGUGAAAUUGUUUACCCAUUCCCCAAAUUUAAUCUCGUAUAGAAAGUGAAAAAAAUUAAUAUAUAAAAUAAACUAUGGUGUGUACUGAAUGUAAAUGAGGGACACGUUUGCUCGUUCUUUCUCCUGUGGAGAAACAUAUUACUCCUCAGACUAAUCCUAUUGAUUUAGUUGGGGAGCUACUGCCUGCUGCUGAUGCAGAGUCCAAGUGGCAGGAUCCGGCCCUACAGCGGCAGGUCUCCGUCACCAUGGGCACAAAUCCUUUAUUCCCCAGCUAGCCCCACUGAAAUCUCCUGAGGUUACCUCUGCAUGAGCUAUUCGAGAGGAGCUGGGUUUUCAAAACAUGACCCUGACUUAGGAGUACAUUUUUAAAAUUUCUAUUUGCAAUGUCCCGUGGUGGAGGUUUACUUUUCACUUGGUGGAGCUGGCGGCAGAGAAAGUCAAAUGAGUUUCCUAAUCUGGUUUGUCUCAAAUACGGCCUCAGAGAUAUGCAGCGCAAGUGGAAAAAUAACUGCCAGCACGGAGAUGCAUGUCCUCUCGGAGCAAAUAAAGCUGACUUUUAAAAUAAAUGUUAAAUCUCAUCCUUGGUACGAAGGGAGACAGGCCCGUGGCUCAGGUAUGGGAGAGAUAUUUUAAGGUGGGCUGUGGAAGCAAACUCACCACCGAGCUUCUGACCUGGCGUACGUGUCCCUUUUUAUUUGCUGAGUCCAAUAAUAAGCUCGUUAUUAGAGGACAUCUGUUACUGCCUGAUAACACGAACAGCGAGCAGGAGCACAGCGUCGGUGGGCAGCCAGGGAUUUUGGCAGCUGUGGGGAGCGGCAGUUCUGUGGACUGUUUCACACCUCGUCCAGAGCUGGUGCUUCCCUCCCACGGGCCUGCGGCCGGGUGGGAGGAUGCCAGGGGUUUGGGGCGCAGGCUGUUCCCGCGCAGAGCUCUCCCAUGCCCGCGGCGUGCACGUGUGCCAAAGCCGCGAGGCGUGCAGGAGCAGCGCCUCAUCCCCCUCGCUGUCGGCACGGUGGGACUCUCGGCGCGCCUCCAAGGCUGGGAGCGGAGUGGCUGGGGGAAAUGUGCCGCGUGCCAGGCUCUGCCUUUUCCUUCCUUCCGCAUUUCCAGGAGAUGCGAUUCACACACCGGUUUCUUGCCCCCAAGCCUCCUCGCCUGAAGAAAAACACUGAAGGAGACUCUGUGUGAGCUGAAUCUGAGCGUCGGGAGGUUUUCCCCAAAGUCAUUGCUGUAGGUAAUGUAUAUUUAUGAGCGGAACAAAGUGGGCCAUAGAUACUUUCAAAGGCUGCUUUCCUCUCAGGGUGGCUCAGUAUUUAGGCACGUAAGGAGAGGGAGAUGCUCUCCCAGACCGCACUCACCGGUGGCAGAGCGGGCCGGCACAGGAGAGGUGGCUGGCAUCCUUCGCCCGCCAGCCGGUGGGCUGCCUCUGCCGCCGGGGAGGUGCCUGCCUGCCGGUCAGGAGACGGUGUUGCUCAGUGGGUCGGGCGAUCGCGUCGCUCUGCCGGGUGCUGGCGCAUGUCAGCGAGAUGCAUGGCCCUGUUCCAUGGGUCCGUACCGCCGCGCGUGCCCUGCAGCCCAGCGCUUGGCUGCGGAAGGGUCUUUCCGGAGAGGGAAACUGGGGAUGGAAAGUCAGUUUUGGAGCACGUGGAUUUGCACCAGAAUCUGCACUGUUUAUGUAUGAGCAAUGCUGUGUGUAUAUUUGACAUCCUUUCCAGUGUGAUCAAGCUGACACCUAGAUUAGCUUGCGGCGCUGGAGAUACAAGGCGUGACAUGGAGGAAAGGCCAGUUUGCUUCCUCACUGGCAAGUUUUGUGGGACUGGCUAGGUGUGUCGCCCACAUUCGCACAGGUGUAAGAAAAGCAUACAGUCACUGAGUUAUGGCCAGUGGUGGUCAGUGUUUGCUGGGCUGGGCUGCUGAUUGAUCCAAAUUGCAUUUUGAGCAGAGGCCGUGACUUCCCAGCUGAACUUUUUGGCCACCAUGGAGCACCAGAUUUCUCUGUCUCUGCUCAUAAAUCUAUAGAGGUACAUAUAUGUGUAUAUUGAGAUAUAUAUACACACAUAUAUAACUUAGAGGGCCAAAUUUCAUCCGCUGGCCUAAGUGCCAAACUGCUCCUCUUGUGGAAGGCAUUUCAAGAAGAGAUUGUCCUCCAGGGUGAGAAGCUCACGUCGGGUUCUGUGCAGACCCUUGGUAAGGUCAUUUUUCCCUAUGUGGCCAGCACCAGUCCACUCUUUUGGGAAAUCCCCUGGUUUCAUUUGCCUUGCCAUGUGAAUUUGAGGUCCAUUAAGGACAAAGUUCCUUCACCGCUGUCUGUUUCUGUGGUUGUGUAGGUCUUUCUAAGGACUGUCAAGUAGCCCAGAUCUUGUUGAACAUACCUCAGCUGCUAUAUACUUCCCAAAGGGCCUCUGUUGAGCUGGAUCAUUUCAGCCAGGACUCCUCAAGAGGAAUGAGGAGUGCCACAUCUGGCCAAUAAUUUGCUGUAGCCAACGUGUGAGUUUGCUUCAAUGAAAGCAGGAUUUUUGCUCAUGGAUCAAACAUCAAAGGAUUCUUACAUAACGCAACAUCUUUUAACAUUGGUGAAGUAUUAGGUCAUAAUCAUGUAGCACUCUGAUAUAUUUUAUUAUCCUAUUUUAUUUCUGAAUGUGGUUCACCUCAACUCAAGUGAUUCCCUAGCCUUGCAGAAAAUAAUAAUACAGAUGACUUACAGUGAGUCUUGGUUAGGCAGCUGUGAAUUUGGGCUGCACCCCAAGCAAAAGCAUCCCGAGCAGGAGCGGCCGACUUUCCUGAUCUCUGUAUCAAAUCUUUCAGGCAGCUGCGAGACUCAGAGAGGCAAGGGGAGAGGUAUCUCCAGCAGGUUUCGUAGGCAUGAGCUCGCCAAGGGAUGGGGCUGGGCUGGGCGAGCAGGCAGGCCUUGGGCAAGCAGAGCCUGCCGUCUGGCACCCCACGCCUUGCUCCAUCAGUUGGUCGGUCUGGGGGGCUGUGGGAGGCAUCAUUCUUGAAUGAAUGCUUUUGCUGUGAAAAUGCAGAGCUCAGCUGUCAAAACGGAGUCUCUGGUGAGGAACGUACAGCACCUGCCGGUGUGCUGUUUUCAUAUGUUGGCAGCACGUGCAUGCACACACAUGUAGCGAGGGUCUGCUUUUACGUUUCUGCGUGAGGCAACCAGGACAGAUGCGUAGGUAUCGUUUUUUCCGUUCCUGCUUAACUGAGGGGAUUUUCACUCUUCUGUUGAUUUCGGUUGCCUUUUUUACCUCCACCUCCAAAAAUGUAGCGUGCUUGGUUCCCUCUGUGAAGCUGAUUUUUCAAGACAACAAUGAAAAUUUCAAAUUUGAAAUGUUUGAGCUACUUCUUUUGCAGUGAAAGCUGGCAAGAAGGGAACAGAAUAGAGAGUUUGAAAGCGUGGAGGUCAUUUCAUCCUGGGUUUGCGCAGGGAUAAAUUCUCUCGAGCGCUACGCUUUAUGGCAUUACCCGCUUGGAGAAGCCGGGGCUGCAGGUUUCUGAGCAUCCUCCUGGGAGCGAGCCUACCAUUUGUGAGCAUUUGCACCGGCAGGAGCAAUGAAGGCUUUUGCAGCAAAACCACGCUGAUCAACUCUGGUUCUGCUCCUCACCACCCUUCCCCAGGCUUCCAGGGGGAUCUGUCUUUCCUGUCACUCAGGAUAACGAUUCCCCACUGGCAGCACAGAGAUCCAGAAAUGCGCUGUAAUCUUGCCCAGAGUUUGAUUCCCCAGCUGGGACUCCCGGAUUUAUACAGCCAGGCGGUAGAUCGUCAUUGUGCUUAAGCUUGUACGUUGGUGUGCUGAACCACUAAAUGAGUUGAAGGGUCUCUUUUUGUCUGGAAAUAACCUUGACUCUUGGAGUGGUAAAAUCUAUGGAUUUCAUCACAUAAAUUGGUUUAGAUUUAACUUGAUCCACCUAUUCAAUUUUAAAAGCUUUCUUUUUUGCUUAAGCGUGGAUUAAUAAUUCAUUCCCAAAUCAGGGGUUAGCACAAUGGAUAUUUAAUUGUAAAUGUAUAUCGUUAAUUAGAACUUGGUACGCGGAUGCAAAAUUCCUUAUCUUGUAGUUUUUCAAAAGCACACGUAUUAAACCACAGCUUUGCCCUUCAAAAAUAUUAUUCUGUGUAUUUAAAGGUCUGAAUGACCUUUUAAUCAGACAUUGCACCUUUGCUUCCAGCUGAUAUGACAACGUCUGACAGUAACUCAACCUGAUGCUGCAAGAAAAUAAAUAAAGGCCAUCUCAGUCACUAUGUCUUUAAAUUUCUCUGUCUGGCUGUGGUUUUGUGUUUAGGCAGAUGGGCCCACAGCGGUAUAUUACGUUUAGUUUUCAGGUGAAGGCAAUCUAUUGAGUUUAAUACAGUUGCAUGUUUGGCUGUUCUUUUGAGGUCAAUUUAGUUGUGUGAUUGUUUCCUGUCAUUCCAAACUCCAGCCUCUUCUGCAGUCAACCUCUUUAUAAAUUAUAAAUCUGUAUACCUCGCUCUCAGCAGCCAUCUUACAGCCCACACAGACCGGUGCGGAUGGUCUAGCAAUUGCAUUAGCUCUCCUCGGCGUACCUGGGGAGGAGGGCUGCUGUGCUUUGUCACUACUUGUGCUUAUGCUAAACACAUGUAACGGGGCAGAACAGGGACUGGUAAAGAUGGAUAUGAACAAUUCCUACUUUUAGACCACCGACACAAAGAAAACUCAUACUGGUCAGGGCGAUUGUAUUCAACAAACCAGCUCAUUGUCUUUGGAAGUUAAUUUUCAGAUGAUUUAUUAAAGCCUAGCAUUCGUGGAGGGGGAGGGGGUAUUGAAUUGACUACAGGUCAGAAUUCUGGUGACACAGCAGAAGUAUUUUCAUCUCUGGUAUUUCCAUGGGCACGAGCGAUAAACAUAACAAUAACAGCUCCCCUUUCAUACGGCUUUUACAAAAAGAGGAGCCGUGUACUGCUUGAGCCUGACUAUCACAAAAUGGGCUAAUUAUUCAACAAAAAAUACUUGCCAUACUAAUAAGCAGUUCCCUGGAAUUCAGAAAGAAGUAUUCUGACAUCAAGUACAAUGCACGCUGUACACUGUAGGGUCCAUGGUUUAUUGGAUUUUUACGGAAAAACUAGGAAAACAUUUAAAAGGUCCUCCCUGAAACAAAAGUGAAAGAAUUCUUUCCAAAAGAGACAUGGUAUUUAUAUAUGACACCAGCAAAAUCAGUGAGAACUCUUUCAUUACUAGUAUUUAUUUGCAAAUUUCCAGAGUUUUGCUUUGAGGGGAGUUUCACUGGACGUGAUGCUACUAUUUGUGGGCGGUUCUUAAUGAAACAAGUACUUGUGAGCUGGGACUGACUGAUAGAAAGCCAUCUCAGGGCUUGUUCUCACCUCCCUGGUCAGUGCAUCAUCAUUAGUUCUGGAGGAGAGACGUGUGGAUCUAGAUGCGUGGGUUCAAGGGCGCUCUCAUCAUCUUUUGACUUUGAAGGAAAUGGAGGGCAAGAAGUACCUCACAGAAAUGACACAGCCCUUGCAGGCUCAGCCCCUCAGUCUCUCAUGUAUGUUGUACUUUAAGGCUGUGAAGGGAAUUUGCCUGUACUCAAACGUGUAUGGAGGCACCUGCAUGCAAGUGGCUAUCAUUUUGUGGAGGGACAACAAGUGGGGGAAGGAGGGAAGGGUAGCAACUCUGCAAGUAGACUAUUUCUGUGUAAGCCAAGGUCCAGCAUGCGUGCAAAAGAAAGUACACGGGCAGCACCCCCCUAAGUCAGUAGGAUGUUUCCCUCACUGAAAUGAAGUCAAGGAUGUGCUUAAGUGCUUUCUGCAUUGCAACUUAAAACGUGGAACGAGGUGGCCGGCCUGAGGUUUGAAAAUGCCGACCUCUGCUCCCAUGGCAUCUGUAGACACAGCAUGCUUUCUCAAUGCCUUUGUUAUUCCCCUAUGAAAAGAAGUGUUCUUGCCAAAGCAUGUGUCUAACCUGCAAACCCACCAAGCCGUAACCGCGCAUCCAGUAUGCCAAGGCACAGGCACAAACCAUUGUACAACUGUGUGGUUAUUCUAAAAGCACUGUCUGUUUUCCAGGAGGUUUUUUUUCUAGCAAUAUUUUCAUUUCCAUGACUACCUUGUUUAACUAACUAAGGAGAAGACAGCACGUUAGGUGUGUUAUAUACUGAGUACGAUGUAUCGCGUGUGAUCCUAAAAUGGUGUGUGUUUGGAGAAAGGAUGUUUCUAUUAAUUGUCAGGCAAUGUGAGGCAUCGUGUUGUUCCUAGAUAACUGAAAGUAUGCCUAAAAUGUAAAGGAAAAGAACAACUAGAAGAACUCAAGUAUGCCAAUGCUGCAAAAGAAAGCUUAACUUGUUUUCUUGCUUUUUUUUUAGAGAACACCUGUUCCCAGCGCUGAAGCAUUCCGAUGGUUCUUUUAAGCAGUAGUGUAUCUUAUUUUCAAGGCAGUCCGAAGUGAAUGGCAAGCUAAAGUCUUGUUUUAAGAAACUGCUUAGUCCACCAUUGAAGAAUAUACUCAGAUACUAUUUUCAUUUAUGUAUAGGGGUUUCCUCAAAAGCAAAAGACAAAAAUCUGGGAGCCUGGGGAAUUGGCCAGCUUCUUCACAUUCAGUACACUGAUUCUUUCUUUGAUGUAACUUAGCGAUACUAGUGAAGUUGUUGUCUAUUUUUAAAGUGGCUGUAAAAACAACAAAAAAAAAAAGUUUGGGUAAACCCCUGCUAUAAAGUCAUGUAUCUUUGAAAAGUAACAUAUCUAUACUUCAUUUUCAAAUAUAUGUGUUUCAGUACUGUAAACUGUACAGAUAGCCGCUUGUAUUUUGUGUGUUUAGACACAAGGAGACAAUCAUGUCUGAGCAUCUAUGGAGAUUAACGGUUUGUACACAACGGUGUGGUUCUGCGAGUUAAAUCCGGAGCAAUAAAUUCUAGCUUUAACUAUUAUUUUGCUAGUUGUUUAGCAACAGCAGCAACAGCAGCACUGUUUUACCAUGCAUCCUUCCAUAGAGACUUGAUGCCAAGUUUUCCAAGAUAAAAAGAUCGUGACGCAUCUAGCAAUUACCUUCCGUCGUGGUGGUGUGAGAGGGGAAGACAUAACAUUUAAGAUUAAUCUUUCAAGCACUAUAUUAGAGUAGUGGUUUGUGCACUUGCAUUGCUUCCAAAGGAGCUUUACAGAGGGGUAUCUCUCCAAAAAUGCUGUCUGGUGUCUGACUUGCUUUUCACUGUGCUCUGAGGUGGAGUGCCCAGCAUAGGCGGAUGUGCAAAACCAGUCGUCUAUAUAAAGGUUGUUCUAGAAUGCAAAACAAAGUGAGUACAAGACCUUAGAAAAAAUGACGACUCAGCCUAAUUACCCUUCACCUAUGAGUUCUUAUGUAACAUUUUCAGUCAAUGGAGUAAAUAUUUUAUGAAGUGGAAUGCCAUAUUUUUGGUCCAAGUGGAGCGCUUCACAGUUAAGUGAGUUUUGACAGUUGGACUGGUUUGGGUCUCACUUGCACUUGUGUUCAUUUGAGAGCCUGGAUAUUUUUGUGGUAUAAAAAUGAACUUUUUCUUUAAAAUGUUUAAAAAAAGGCCGCUUCUCCCCACACGUUUCUUGGUCCACCGAUCUCGGCUUUGCUGAACGGCUGGUCCCUUAGGCCCCCAGAAGAAUGCCCCGCCGUUCUUCUUCCUGCUCUAGCCGCGUGGAGGAAAUGUCUGCUCCUCAAAAAGGCAGCGCACGGAGGGAUAUAACUCACAUGUCAUAAAAAAAUAUGGAGGAUACUGAACUUAGGGAUACUUAUUAUCAGUAGAUCAUCACUUUUUAUUGCUUGGCUUCGUCAUACCACUCAUGAGUGAGAAGGCCAUCCCAUCAAAGUAAGCCAACGCUGUUGUGCCAUGUAUUUGAUAGAUUUAUCAUUUUGUACAAGAUAGGACUACCAGUAGUUUCACAGACAAGGUGCUGGGCGUGGGAAUAACCAGUUAAGGAUGCACAGCACAUUCAAAUCUCCUAUUGUUUCAGCACUUUCUCUGUUUUUUGCUAAGUACUUCAGCCUUUGGCCCCUGGUCACUCUCACUUGGUGAAGCACAGGGGAUGGUUGGGAACACUGCGGUGUGAGACCUGUGCAGGCGGGGGAGAUGCCGGCUUUGGCAGGGGAGGGAGCUCGCAGGACUGGUGGGUGUUGAGAAUGGCCCAGAAAGCAAAGACUGAGGGAUGGAGGAGGAGAAACCUCCUGAGGUCACACGUGUGUGUCAGCAGGGCUGGGCAGAGCGUGGGUGACCUGGGGUAACUGGAGGAGUGUGGCGGGCGGGCUGGGCUUACACCUGCGUCCUCAACUUAGGGUCAAUGCACGUGUCUAUGUCUUUGCGUCGUAUGACGUCACAUACAUGGCUUCAGAGAUGGAAUGUCAUACCUGAAAUGCUUCUAUCAUGGUCCCCCUCUUGCAGUUUGUAAGAGAUCCUCAGUUGAAUAUUCAUCCAAUACCCAUUCAAUGAGCUUUACGUCUGUUUGUAUGGCAGCCGUGUAUGGAUUUUUUUUGUGUUGGAGACUUUUUGGUUAGGGCCUCUGUUACUGACCACUAGACCAAUACGAGCUCUGUAAGGUCUUCUCUAUCAAAACGCUGAUUGAUUUACAAACUGAAGCCUUAUUUGCACAUCUGGCUUGCCUUGCUUUUUAGAAAACUGUGAUUGCUCUUACAGAAGCAGAGGCAAAAUUAAGUUCAGGCUACAUUAGGUGUACAAAGAUAUUCAUAGCAAUGUACUUCCUGUCUAAUACCCUAAUGUUGCAUGUCUUAAUGUGGUUUCUUUUUUUGUUUUGUCAUUUUGUUUUAAAGAACUGAUGGAUCUGUAUAUUGUAAUUGUGGUGUUUUACAUGUCAAUUCAAAAUUGUUAAAACAAACAAACAAGCAAACCUGUUAAUUAUUGAAAAUGAACAAGAGUUGAUUUUUCUUCGAUUUACCCGUAUGGUUUUCAUUUCAGAUGUUGUUCCUUUGCACCAUCAGAUUUUUAGCUUUUGCUGAAACAGUAUUUAUAUGAUGUAGUGCGCAUAGACCAUUUUAAUUAGUGAUGUUUGAAGAAGGAAAUCCCUUUUCUGGCCUGUCUCUCUCCACCACAGCCCUACACCCCACCCCCCCCCCCCCCCCCCGCUUUUAUACACAUUUGUCAAUCGGAUUAUUGUCAAGUUCUAAUAACCAAAUUUGUGCUUUUCACAAGGUCCAAUACCAUUUUCCAGUGUGAAAAGUUGUAUUCCUCUCUGUCUUUCAUUCUCACGAUGCAAAAAAAAAAGGGGGGGGGGUGGCAAAAAAAAAGCAGAACGUACUUUUGCCAUCUUCUAAGUGUGAGCACUAAGCCUAAUAGAAGCAUUUUUGGCACACCCCAGAUAAACUUAUGAAAAAAGGUAAGGCUGAAAGGGAGGCACACAUACUCAUUCUGUCAAUUAAUAACAGACCCUCCCUAUGAGGGAAAAUACUCCCUUUUGUACAGAACCCCUGGUAUGUAAGUCCUACAAUUAAUGUUAAAGAAUAUAAAGUCUUUAAAUGGGCUAUAUCUGUAAUCAAAUAAUGAAGAAAGAAAGUAGUUAAAUGAACAUACCAUUCAGGGUCGAAUGCAUUCAGCAAAAAGCAGUAGUGGGCCUUUGAUCAUGGUUAGAUGCAUAGUGAUAUCAAACAGUGGGUUCUCAUGUAACAGCUAAAUGUUUCAGAUUUUGUUUUUAUUAAAUUUGGCAGUUUCAUGCUGAGCUCUACUGUAUUCUUAGUGAAUAAAAGACAGCUCCUAUGUUAGAAAGUACUCCAUUUUCACAAUUGCAGGGAACUAGGAGGGUUUUUUCAGAAACACGGGCCACAGAAAUGUACUCCUUUCACAGUGUUCUCCUAUUUCUGAACUGUGCAGUUAUCUAUUAAAUUUUCUAAUAGAUAUUUGUGUAAGGUGUAUGUAUGCUUGUGCAAUUAUGGAAAAAAACAGUUUUGGAAAACAGUGUAUUUAUGAAAAAAAUAAUCACUUAUGGGGCAUGUACAAAACUGUAUAAAAACAUUCAAUUUGCCCAGUAAAGUUGUUUUUGUGAUAUUUCUGUGUUGUUGAAUAAAGGACUUUAGUAUUCAAAAUAUCUCUCUUUUUCCAUAAACAGGUUUUGUUUGUGGGAUCUUAAACAAAGAAAACCUCUUUUAAAAAAGAAUCCUCAAAAUGAGCGAGAAGGUCCAAAUGCUGACCUCAGUCUUGUGUAUGGGAAUGAAUGCUUAUGAAGUGGCAGUACAAUAGCUACAAAACUGAUUCCUUCUCAAUUGGCAAUCGAUGGAAACCCCAUAAGUUGUAUGCCUGAAGGUAACAUUGUACUCUGAAUUUUUUAAAAUAGCAGAAAAAAAUACUGCCUUUUUAAAGACUAGGAAUGUUACGUUGAGCUUUUGAGGCUACGAAAAGGUUAAUGAAGUAGGAGCAAGACAGAUUGCAGAAAAGCGUUCAACCCUUUAAUGCAGACCUCUGUUGUAUAAAAAGAGUGGACUAGCGAGGGUGAUGUGAUAAAUUAGCAGUUAGCUUCGUGGGGAAAAGCAUACAAAGGUGAAAUCUCAUCUGUAACUCUUGCAACAAACAAUAGUCCUGAGAUUCGAUCAUCCUGUUGCUGUUGGAGUAUUUGGGUUUACGAAUAGGAUUUGUGAGAGAAUGACAAUAAUGUCUUCCGUUUUGUUUUACUGCUGCUCAGUUCAAAGUUCUGCUCUUUACCUGCCUCAUGAACUAUACAUAGCAAAGGAAACGGUUUCCUUUUGCUAUUUUAUUUCCCCAUACUACUUGCCGACAUUACAGCAACUUCGGAUAGGUGGGAAAGUUCGUGACUGUGCUGGCAGCACAUCACCUGAUUUUGGUGAAAUUUGGAACGUCAUUUUUCUGCGAAUAUUCCUUUAAUAAACAGAAUGUCUGCUCUUAGGUGCCCAAACAGGAUUUGAAAGGGUUUGAAACACGAGAUAGGUCCUUUGGUCUGUGAGAUUCCUUCAGUGCCAACUGAUUUUCCAGGGGGAGCCUCAGUGUAUCCUUCUGUUUUUUAAAGAAAGAAACAGAAGUGAAAGGAAUAGAAGUGGAUUUUCCACUGAUCCUGUCUGCUCUUAUCGAAAUCCAUAAGGAUAUAUGUUCUUGGGAGAUGUAGACCACUCAUUAGACAAUGCCAAGAGUGAAUCUUGAGGUCUGUUUGAAGAGGAGGAAAAGGGCUGCCAGGUUGCUCAGGCAUAGUCAGUGAUCUCUCUGGAUUAAAUAUAGAAUUCACAGGGAGGAAAUACACUCAUUUCAUGAGAUGGUCGAUUUGGAAGCGGGAAGAGGUCUCUGAGUUCCUAUUCCUUUAAUGCUUUCUCUUUCAACUUUUUUUCCCCUCGAGUAUUGUUUUAUACUAGUCUGAAUGAAAAACGUCCCUCAGUUCCAGAGAAAUACUCACCCCAGAUAUGAACCUUUCAGCUUAAAACUACCUCUAGCUUUUUCUAGCUUUUAUUUUUUAAUUAAAAAAAAAAUCUAAAAAAAAACCCCAGACAACAAGCAGGUAAUUCUUCAAAGCCAAAACUGACAAAGUCAUUACUGAGCCUAUUAAAAGGAAGGAAAAUACCCUUUUGUGUGGAAGCUCAAUUCUUCUAGGCUGUGUUGGACUCAAUUUGGUUUUGCCGCUAGCCAUUUCAGUGCUCUCUCAUAUUUUUCCAAGGAACAAGUCUGAAAUUAUGAACGGUCUAGUGAUACGGGGCAACAUGCCUUCUGGGAGGCUCAAGUCCUCCACAGAUUCCCAUGGGCUUUACUAGAUAGCUCAUGAAAUUGGAAGAUAUUAUAUAGGUGACUUAGUUAUAAGUUCUACCUUACUUCGCUGUAAGGACCUACUCGGUCAUCAGUGCACAAUGUGCAUGGAUAGAUGGCCCCAAAAUCUAUAAAGGUAAGAAAUACAUUUCUCGGUAAUAACUGGAGAACAUACAAUAAAGUUUGAGACCGCUGGAACUAUCUGAGGAAAGAAAGGUGAACAUCAGCAAAGAUGUCAGGAUUCCACCGUACCUUUGUUUCUGUUUGCCAUUUGGUUUUUGGGAUGGACACGCUCGGCUGGGUAGCUGGGUCUUUCAGCAAGGCAGUUUUGCCUAAGAUAGGCAGAAUGAAGGAUAGCGCGUAGCAAAUUGUAAUCUUGCAAGACAAGGAUCUAGACUGCCGAAAGUAGCUGCAAUGUUCGGGAAGUAUUUCCAUUGGUCUUCUAAUUUUUCAAAUGGUAUUUAAAGGAUUGUCACGUUAUUCUCAAUUUAAUAAGCAGGAAUAGUUUGUUGUGCUACUGCCCGUUCCCUGAAAAAGGGGUUUUAGAAAUUAGCCUUAAUGGGUUAAUUUCCCAAUAAACUUUGAGAGUACUUCUUAGUCUAAUACGCCUUCCCCAUAAGAGAAAAUGCUGUAAUUGUGGGUUCAUUGGCCUGUAUAAGGCCCCUUUGACUUACAGAGUCAAGGAUCUUUGCUAGAAAAUAAUUCAGCAGAAUUCUUGUAGAAAGAUUUGCAGGUGUCAUGAUGUCAGCCAGAGCCUGGAUUAAUUAUUCAGUGCAGUUCUCCCCAGCUUGGUUUAUGAUGUGUAUAAGCAUCCUACAUUUGAGAAGAAAACACCUUUCUUCCCUUACUGCCUUAAAUCUGCUCUCUUUACAGAGUUAAUAACACUAACCCUCUGCACUUCUUCAGGAAAACCCAAAACAUUAGGAGAAAUACAUCUCCUUUUGGCUAGACAUUUUCCUUUUGAAAUUGAGAGAGAAGAGUUAGCCCAGGUCAGAAACCCCUGUUGCUUGCCCCAGUCUCCUAACACAGGUAUUCUCUGCGUCGGAUGUAGCUUGUGAGCAAAGUCCAUAACGUCAGCUUGGCAAUCAGACACAACCCUACGGGAGAUCAACACCAAAGCAAACACGACCCAGCGGGGGACGUUCCCACCGCCGCCUCCCCGGUACCUGCGACACGCACAAGUUUGUGCCAGAUUGUCCGACACCCCGUGCUCUCCCAGGGGAUCAGGUUUGCUGUGCCCAGGAGAGAGGUGCCCCUCCCCAGAUCUGAUGAGCAGGUAGCAUGCUGGAGAGUUUUUAAGAGGAGAGAAGGUUUGCACGUCCAGAGAGUGACUAGAAUAUCUCGACUCACGUGUGUCGCGUUAGCUUCUGAUUUCUAGCCGUGAGUGUCUGAGGCCACCAGGCUUUAGGAGAAGUAGCUGGACUGUUGAGUAUACCUAGUCUCUUAUGUGCCUACAUUUUAAUAUUCAUACCUAGAGAUCAAUAGUGAAUUUGACCAGCGGAUGUGUUGACCGAGAAUGUACUGUUUAAUGCAAAUUUAUAACAACUGGCUUUCAGCCUGGUUUUGGAGAAUUAGUGGGCAAAUAACCUGAUCUAAAGAAAUCUGUCACCCACAUUAGGAACUGUGAACUAAUUAUUGCUUUCUGAUAUUCUGCUCUUACUUGUUUUGCCUUUUUAUCCUGAUUGUUUGCAUUCCUAGGACCGAUUUGCCUUUUUGAUGCAAUGCCAUGUGAUCUGCUGAUUAAUUUUUGUGAGCAAUCAUAAACUCCAACCUAUGGCUGACUCGGUAUAUUUUUAUGCUACGCUCCAUAAACAUUCAUUCAUUUCUUAUGAUUACUGUGUGGAAACAGACUUUUACAGGCUAAUAAACUUGGAUUUGAACUGGA
Messenger RNA from Aquila chrysaetos chrysaetos, 25327 nucleotides. RefSeq names its product CXXC finger protein 4 (gene CXXC4). The record is from RefSeq and is a predicted model, not a curated record. Gene Ontology annotation, molecular function: zinc ion binding; methyl-CpG binding. Gene Ontology annotation, cellular component: nucleus. NCBI's taxonomy places the organism in Eukaryota, Metazoa, Chordata, Aves, Accipitriformes, Accipitridae.